Messenger RNA from Cavenderia fasciculata, 291 nucleotides. RefSeq lists its product as uncharacterized. The transcript is spliced from 2 exons. The record is from RefSeq and is a predicted model, not a curated record. Bases 1 to 291 code for a protein of 96 amino acids. Lineage: Eukaryota; Evosea; Eumycetozoa; Acytosteliales; Cavenderiaceae.
AUGAGAGCAUUUCUUGUAAAAAUGUUGGUUCUAUUACCAAAUACAAUACUACAAAUAAUAUUUUAUUAUGUUGGACAAGAUCUUGGCGAAAGUAGUAGUAGUAGGGUAUCGGUGAAAGAUGCUAAAAAGAAAGAAUAUAUCCUAUUCUACCGUAGACGCGAAAAGCUGGUCAAAGAGGUGAUCUACACAACUCCAGCACUCAAUCAACUGUGGUUUACCGUCUCUGCCAAGCACCAGUAUCACAUCAUUGACACUUGGUGGAUGCCCGUUCACAGUGUUCCCAUCACUUGA